Messenger RNA from Suricata suricatta (meerkat), 2513 nucleotides. It is a transcript of the gene TUT1, whose product is annotated as terminal uridylyl transferase 1, U6 snRNA-specific. The transcript has 9 exons. Gene Ontology annotation, cellular component: mitochondrion. Gene Ontology annotation, molecular function: poly(A) RNA polymerase activity; nucleic acid binding. The coding region runs from base 85 to 2469 and encodes 794 amino acids. The record is from RefSeq and is a predicted model, not a curated record. NCBI's taxonomy places the organism in Eukaryota, Metazoa, Chordata, Mammalia, Carnivora, Herpestidae.
UGCUUCCAAGCGCGCUGCGAUUUGUAGGUGUGAGUUCCGGUGGUGGCGGGAGUGGUUGUGUGUUGUCCGUACUGGAGAGUCGCGAUGGCGGCGGUGGAUUCGGAUGUCCAAUCGUUGCCUCGUGGGGGUUUCCGGUGCUGCCUCUGCCACGUUACUACAGCCAACCGACCCAGCCUAGAUGCCCAUUUGGGAGGCCGGAAGCACCGGCACCUGGUAGAACUUCGAGCUGCCCGAAAGGCCCAGGGUCUUCGAAGUGUGUUUGUCAGUGGCUUUCCCCGGGAUGUUGAUUCUGCGCAGCUUUCUGGGUACUUCGGGGCAUUUGGACCCGUGGCCAGUGUCGUCAUGGACAAGGACAAGGUAAGAAAAGGGGCAGUGUUCUUCCAUCCCGCCCUCCUCUUUAAUGUCGCCCCACCUUUAUUUUCUGCUCGGCACCCAGGCUGUGUGGUCCACCCUUUUGGGUCUUCCAUAAACAGUUUUGAUGUCCAUGGCUGUGAUCUUGACCUCUUCCUGGAUCUGGGUGACUUGGAAGAGUCCCAGCCAGCCCCAAAGGCUCCGGAGUCUCCGUCUUUGGAUUCGGCUCUUGCAUCCCCACUGGACCCUCAAGCCCUGGCCUGUACCCCGGCUUCCCCUCCAGACUCACAGCCUCCUUCUCCCCAAGACUCAGAAGCCCUGGACUUUGAAACUCCCUCCUCUUCCCUGGCACCCCAGACUCCGGACUCCGCUUUGGCCUCUGAGACCCUUGCCUCUCCCCAGUCCCUGCCUCCAGCCUCCCCACUGCAGGAGGACCGAGGAGAGGGGGACCUGGGGAAGGCCCUGGAACUAGCAGAGUUCCUGAAAGAGGGGGAGAAAAGAGACGGGGUGGCCAUGCUGGAGUUGGUGGGCUCCAUUCUUCGGGGCUGUGUCCCUGGAGUGUACCGUGUCCAAACUGUGCCCUCUGCCCGGCGCCCUGUGGUCAAGUUUUGCCAUCGGCCUUCAGGUCUUCACGGUGACGUCUCCCUCAGUAAUCGGCUGGCCCUGCAUAACUCUCGCUUUCUGAGUCUCUGCUCGGAGCUGGACGGGCGAGUGCGGCCCCUCGUGUACACCGUCCGCUGCUGGGCGCAGGGCCGCGGGCUGUCAGGGAGUGGCCCCCUUCUCAGUAACUACGCCCUGACCUUGCUCGUGAUCUAUUUCCUUCAGACCAGGGACCCCCCUGUGUUGCCCACCGUAUCCCAGCUCACCCAGAAAGCAGGUGAUGGCGAACAGGUGGAAGUGGAUGGCUGGGACUGUAGUUUCCCCAGGGAGGCCUCGCGACUGGAGCCCAGCACCAAUAAGGAGCCCCUCGGUUCUCUGCUAGCCCAGUUCUUCUCCUGUGUCUCUUGCUGGGAUCUUCGUGGCUCACUGCUGUCCCUGCGGGAGGGUCAGGCACUGCCUGUGGCGGGGGACCUGCCCUCCAAUCGCUGGGAGGGUCUGCGCCUUGGCCCCAUGAAUCUCCAGGACCCCUUUGACCUGAGUCACAACGUGGCAGCCAAUGUGACCAGCCGGGUGGCCGGGAAGCUACAGAACUGUUGCCGAGCGGCAGCCAAUUACUGCCGGAGCCUGCAGUACCAGCGCCGUUCCUCACGGGGCCGGGACUGGGGGCUGCUCCCCCUCCUGGAGCCCAGCUCCCCUAGUUCCUUGCUGUCUGCAACGCCCAUCCCCUUGCCCCCUGCUCCCUUCCCCCGGCUCACUGCUGCCCUGGCCCAGGUGUUAAGGGAAGCACUGGGAUGCCAUAUAGAACAGGGAACCAAGAGACUGCGAUCGGAGGGAGUUGGGCCUGAGGAGUCUCUCCAGGGAGGGGCAAGCAAAAGACUGAAAAGAGAUGGGCAGGACAAAAGCUGGGAGGAGGGGCGGGAGGAGCACCAGGGAUGUACGGGAGACCCCAGUGAAGACGGGGUGGAGGAAAUGGUUAUAGAGGUGGGAGAGAUGGUGCAGGACUGGGCCGAGGGGAGCCCCAGGCGGCCAGGGGAGCAACCCCACGUAGCGGAGAAGCACCUAGCCCCCGGAGAGGAGGGGCGGGCAGGCCAUGCGGCACUGGCAGAGCAGGGGCCCAAAAGGCCUGAGGCAGCAGGAGAAGGGGCUCGGGAUGAGGCAGGGAAGGGGGUGUCCCUCUCCUCAGUGAGCUGGCGCUGUGCCUUGUGGCACCCAGUGUGGCAGGGCCGGCGGCGUGCCCGGCGACGCCUGCAGCAGCAAACCAAGAAUAGAGACGGAGGCGGUGCUGGCGCGGCAGGGUGGCUGGCAGUGGAGGCUCAGGUGACCCAGGAGCUGAGAGGACCCAGCAGUGCUGCACAGAGGCCAGCGGCCGAGCCGCUCCUGACCUUUGUGGCAUCCGCCUCCCAGGCUGACCAGACUCUCACUGUGACUCCACUCCAGGAUUCUCAAGGCCUGUUCCCUGACCUCCAUCAUUUCUUACAGGUUUUCCUCCCUCAAGCACUUCGAGUCCUCCUCAAGUGAAGACAGGGACCCAAAGGGGCAAUAAAGCUGCUACUUAAUAAACA